This is a messenger RNA of Ambispora gerdemannii, 174 nucleotides long. Lineage: Eukaryota; Fungi; Glomeromycota; Glomeromycetes; Archaeosporales; Ambisporaceae. The record is from the annotation of a GenBank genome assembly.
GUAUAAUAUAUAAACGCGGCAUUGAUACUAUGGAUGUAUGGUUUGAUAGUGGUGUAUCUUGGACUCUAAUUGAAGGAAUGUUUAAAAGAUCUGGAGGUGAACCCAUCGCCGACUUAUAUUUCGAAGGAAGUGAUCAACAUCGUGGAUGGUUUCAAUCAUCUCUGUUAACGUCAA